CAUUAGGUACCUUCAAAGGGGUAUUCCAACAACCCCUUUUACACAGACCUCGCACCAGCCCACGAUUGUGGUUAUCCUGGGCCAAGAAGAUGAUAGCACUCUUGACAGCAGUGUGCCACGCUGUUUAUACCUUACUUAACCCCAACCCUAUCCACUGGACCCUCUGACUCUCCUCUGGGUGGACAAACUUCAACGUCGGGCCUCCAUCUCCUCCCAAGACGUGGGGCCAGCAACCCCGCACUCCUGUCCAUGUUCUUGACCUCCCCGAAACCCGUAAUAUCCCCCUGGUUUAGUCUGUUCGCGCUCGGCACAAAUUGCUCCCCUUGAGAAAACCCCCCAUAACAACCGCACCAAUGUCUUCCCACGUCCCCGAGGUGCUGAUGAAAAAGGUAGACGAUUAUGUUGACUCGCUGGCGCCGCAAAUCCAACCUCGCAUCGCCCAAGAACUGGACGUUUUUCAACAGAAGACCAUCGACAGCCUAGAGGGACAGGUAGUCGAUGCCUUUCGUUCGCUUUUCAACAAGGACCAAGCUGCGACAGGUGGUCAUGCAGGCAACUCGAGGGGCCUAAACGACCGAGUCCCAGAUGCAUACGGCGGCGAAUCGUUACCCUUUGCCGACGAGAUCGCCGACCUGACACGCAGUUUCACCAAGAUUGCCGGUGGAGCGGGAGACGACCUACGCGACAUUUUCGACCUCACCGAAAACCGAGAAGCUCCGCGCGAAACACGUUCCCGUGGGUCCGAACCGACCGAUAACUUGAACGUCAAGGGUUUCCUCUCAGCCGCCGUCAACGCCGUUCAGGACCACCUUGAAGUCAACAAAGGCUCAGAACGGCAGAGUUUCCAGCUAGACGGACUGCUUGGCGUCCUCAGCAACACCGUGAAGGACGCCGCGCGCAACCCGGAAGAAAAAGCCCGCCUGAUUAGCCCUGAGAUCAAAGACAAAGUCGGCGCGAAGCUCCGAGAGCAACAUACCCCUAUCGCGGAGCAAUUCACUCGGAUUGCUCUCGAUCAUAUCAAACGUUGGCUGCGUGGCAACACAAGUACACGGGAUCUCGGUGACGGCGUCAAGGGAGAGAUUGAAGACCAAGUGAAAGACCUUGUCAAGGGACUCGGAGGCCUAUUUGGACACAAGAAGAAUCCGAGCCAAGGAACUUCCAGGGGUCUCGAGGACCAAGAUCGCGACGGUGGGGAAAAAGAGAGCGGUGGCGGUUUCUCCAAGGUCAUCAGCGAGAAGCUCAGCACCGGGCUUGCGAGAGUGCACAGGGAAGUGCGCCUCGAGUUUCGAAAGCUGUUGGGCGGAAUCGAGAAGCAGCUUUUCGAGUUGCUGCCCGACCAGUUCCAACGGCCCCUCGAAAAGAUCCUCGGUGGCAAUCCCUUUGAUUCGCAGCUCGACCGCGAUGCCGAGCCCCAAGCCAACCGUGGGUUUGGUGACGACAUCAAGGCCAAGCUCGUGGACAAGAUCCGAGGUCUCGUGCGAAAGGUGCAGGAGACCCUGCGCGAGAGCAUCUUGGGUGUCGUGAACGGCGGACACCGCAAGUUCGAGCGUGAAAGCUGGGUCUUCGUGCAGAAUAUGGUGGAGCAAAAGGUUCAGAAAUACCUACCCAAGGUCAAGAUAUCCGUCCCGGAUGAUAUCGGCAACGAAGGAGUGAGCGUAGGAACACCGAGCUCCGGCAUCCAGCUCGGAGGUGGCCACCAGGUUACACCUCACCACCCCCCUCCUCCCCAUGGCGGCCACCCCCCUCCUCCCCAUGGCGGCUACCCACCGCCUCCUCCUCCGUCUCACCACCAGGAAUACAACUCUGCACCGCAGCAAGAUUACCGACCUCAAAGUUACCAACCCCAGCAAGAAUACCAACCAAGCCAUUACCAACCGCACCCGCAACAUCAUCCUCAACCGCAUCAAGCGGAUCACCACGCUCAGGGUUACCAAGAGCCCCAGCCCCAUCAGCAAAGCCAACAGUAUGGCCAGAACCCCGCAUAUUGAACGCCGAGCCAGGUGAGCCAAGGCCAUUGACGCAAUGGUUCAACAACCUUGCACCGGAAGUGCACCGUCAGGGCGGGAAACCAGAGGACAGGCAAUGUUGGCGCUCUUGGCAGUUGGCGCCACUGUCUCACGUUCGGUUCAAUGCAAUACAAUACAACAUUCCAUGCCUACCUACCUUAUCAUUCACAAUUGAAAAGUCGCCACCAGUUUUACUUGAACACCUACAUUGUGUAGCGGUCAUUCAAUCCCAGCGUGUUUCUCCGGUUG
Molecule: messenger RNA, 2255 nt
Organism: Chaetomium fimeti
Lineage: Eukaryota; Fungi; Ascomycota; Sordariomycetes; Sordariales; Chaetomiaceae
Exons: 1
Coding region: 354-1988 (544 amino acids)
Source: RefSeq, a predicted model, not a curated record